Messenger RNA from Staurois parvus, 306 nucleotides. NCBI's taxonomy places the organism in Eukaryota, Metazoa, Chordata, Amphibia, Anura, Ranidae. The record is from the annotation of a GenBank genome assembly.
UUACAAGAAUCAGGCCAAGGAAUCGUGAAACCUUCACAGCAAAUAAAAAUAACCUGCACAGUGUCUAGGUUUGAGUUGUCCAGAUGGGGUGUACACUGGGUUAGACAACUGCCUGAAUCAAAAUUGGAAUGGAUUGGGGUUAUAUGGGGUGGUGGUAGCACUAACUAUGCUGAUUCACUAAAAAACAGACUCUCGAUCACCAAAGACAAUGCAAAGAAAGAAGUCUACCUGCAAAUCAACGCAGCAGAAAAUAAAGAUUCUGGAACAUAUUACUGUGCAGGAGACACGGCAACAGAAAGUAACUGA